AAAGUGAAGAGAGAAUUUUUUAAAAAAAAAACAAGAAAGAGAGGCAGUGUGGUUUCCCGGUGGUUUAAGCUUUUAGUUCUGCAGCCUCUCUCCAAUGGCUCUGAAGCUCUUUCUCUUUGCUCUUCUCCUCUCCCUCCCUCCUUCUCUCUCCUCUCCUCCCAAAGGUAAGGGGGAGGAGCGUCGUUUCAACCCCUACAGGUACACAUUCAUCGAGAAAGCGAGCUCCUUCUCAUCGCCGCCGUCCUCGUCGUUCGCAUCCAACGGUCGAGAUUCGUCCUACGACUACAUCGUCAUCGGCGGCGGCACCGCGGGUUGCCCUCUCGCCGCGACGCUGUCGCGGAACUUCAGCGUUUUGGUGCUGGAGAGAGGUGGCGUUCCGUUCUCAAACGCAAACGUGUCCUUCCUCGGGAACUUCCACAUCGGUCUGGCCGACACGUCAGCAUCCUCCGCGUCGCAGCCGUUCGUCUCCACCGACGGCGUUCUGAACACUCGUGCUAGGGUUUUGGGAGGCGGUUCUUGCAUCAACGCAGGUUUCUACUCCAGAGCCGAUGCAGGGUUCAUAAAGCGACAAGGAUGGAAUCCAAAGCUAGUGAGAGAGUCGUACCCAUGGGUUGAACGACAAGUGGUUCAUAGGCCAAAGCUCACAUUGUGGCAGAAAGCCCUAAGGGACGGUCUCUUGGAAUCCGGAGUCAGACCCUUCAAUGGCUUCACCUACGAUCACAUGUACGGCACCAAAAUCGGAGGCACCAUCUUCGACCGCUUCGGCCGCCGCCACACCGCCGCCGAGCUACUCUCUUACGCUAAUCCUCAGAAGCUCCGGGUCUUGAUCUAUGCCACCGUCCAGAAGAUCAUCUUCGAUACAUCGGGGAAAAGGCCUAGAGCAGCAGGAGUGGUAUUCAAAGACGAGAACGGUAAUCAACACCAGGUGCUUCUUAGGAACAAGCCUGGAAGCGAAGUGAUCUUAUCGAGCGGGGCGAUUGGCUCGCCUCAGAUGCUGAUGUUGAGCGGAAUCGGACCGAGAAAUGAGCUCCAGAGGCUGAAGAUUCCGGUGGUUCUUGUUAACGAGUUCGUCGGGCAAGGAAUGGCUGAUAAUCCGAUGAACACCAUCGUUGUCCCUUCAAUGGAGCCUGUAGAGAAGUCACUUAUUCAGACUGUCGGAAUUUCAAGGAAAGGUGUGUAUAUAGAAGCUAGUUCCGGCUUUGGACAGUCCGCUGAGAGCAUUCACACUCAUUAUGGGAUCAUGUCGGCCGAGAGCCAACAAUUAUUAUCCACCGCUGUCCCUCCAAAGGAGAGAGCACCAGAGGCGAUGCAAGGUCCUAACACGAGAAAGAAGAAGGCAUUUCUUGAAGUAUUCAAUGGAGGGUUCUUCUUGGAAAAGCUCGCGCAUCCGAUUUCAACUGGGCAUUUAAGCUUGGUCAACACAAACGUCGACGACAACCCUUCCGUCACCUUCAAUUACUUCAGCAACCCUCUCGAUGUCCAACGCUGCGUCGAAGGUGUCCGGCUGAUCACGAAGGUCGUCACGUCCAAACGGUUCCUGAACUACACUCGGACAGAGAAGCUGAGUGUCGAGAAGCUGCUCAGCUUGAGCACAAAGGCAAACAUCAAUCUGAUGCCGAAGCACUUGAACGAUUCCACGUCCAUCGCUCAGUUCUGCAAAGACACUGUAAUCACAAUCUGGCAUUACCAUGGCGGUUGUCAUGUCGGGAAAGUUGUGAGCAAUGACCGCACAGUUAUUGGCGUUGACAGGCUCAGAGUCAUAGACGGCUCGACGUUUAGCGAGUCGCCCGGAACAAACCCUCAGGCGACAGUCAUGAUGAUGGGAAGAUACAUGGGAGUCAAGAUUCUAAGGGAGAGACUCGGAAAGAAUGCAGGCGUGUAACUUGUGGAUCAAGAAACCCUUUCAUGGCCGUGAAGCAUAAGCCGCAGUAGGUUAAAUUUGUACCCGAAGAUUGCAUUGGAGAAACCGCCCGUUUUUUCUGGUUAUUUUGAUAUUCGAUUCAUUGUAGUUGUAGAAUCAAAUUUACUUUUGUUGUUGACUGAUGAUCUGUAACCCUUUUGGCGAAUCGCUUGUUGCUUGUA
This is a messenger RNA of Tarenaya hassleriana, 2082 nucleotides long. RefSeq names its product protein HOTHEAD. Lineage: Eukaryota; Viridiplantae; Streptophyta; Magnoliopsida; Brassicales; Cleomaceae. The transcript has 6 exons. Gene Ontology annotation, molecular function: flavin adenine dinucleotide binding; oxidoreductase activity, acting on CH-OH group of donors. The coding region runs from base 95 to 1882 and encodes 595 amino acids. The record is from RefSeq and is a predicted model, not a curated record.